Molecule: messenger RNA, 3805 nt
Organism: Nerophis lumbriciformis (worm pipefish)
Lineage: Eukaryota; Metazoa; Chordata; Actinopteri; Syngnathiformes; Syngnathidae
Gene: ipo8
Product: importin 8
Biological process (GO): protein import into nucleus
Cellular component (GO): nuclear envelope; cytosol
Molecular function (GO): small GTPase binding
Source: RefSeq, a predicted model, not a curated record
UUACUUUUACGUCCACAAACUGCUGCUUGGCGGCAGUUUUGUCCUAAUAAGCUUUAUGAAAUUUCACUGAGAGAACACUUACUGCAUUAUUUGUGAAGUUAGACGAACAAUAGUAGUACCCAAUAAACAUGGUACGUGGACGUUCCGUCCGAGUGUCGAAUUAAUUUACUAUUCGGGCGACAUUUAUUGCAAUUACACAACGGCCUUUUGAAUUAAAAGGAAAGGAAGGGUCUCGCUAGUUUUAAUUCCGUGCACUUGACCCGUUUAUCUAAGUGAAGGCAUGGAUCCCAACCGAAUAAUCCAGGCUCUGAGGGGAACUAUCGAUCCUAAACUGAGAAGAUCGGCAGAAGAUGAACUCAAUCAGUCCUACAAGAUCAUCAACUUUGCACCAACUCUGCUCCAAAUAAUUGCAUCAGAGCAGGUGGAGUUUCCUGUUCGCCAGGCAGCGGCCAUUUAUCUGAAGAACAUGAUAAGCCAGUACUGGCAGGACAGGGAGCCAUCUUUGGGAAAAGUCGUGUUCCCUUUCAACAUUCAUGAAAACGACCGUCAGCAGAUCAGAGACCACAUUGUGGAAGCUAUAAUCCGCUGUCCUGAGACCGUCCGCGCCCAGUUGACCAUCUGUCUUCGAACAAUCAUCAAACAUGACUUCCCAGGACGUUGGACGGCCAUAGUGGACAAGUUAAGUUUGUACUUGCAGUCCAACAACAGUGGCAGCUGGUACGGCAGCCUGUUGUCUCUCUAUCAGCUGGUCAAAACCUAUGAGUACAGGAAGGCAGAUGAGAGGGAGCCGUUGCUUGCAGCCAUGCAAAUCUUUUUGCCCAGGAUUCAGCAACUCAUCAUCCAGCUGCUGUCAGAUGCCACAAUCUUUUCUGUCCUCAUCCAAAAACAGAUCGUUAAAAUCUUCCAUUCUCUUGUACAGUAUUCACUGCCACUCCAGUUGAUCAACAACACUGUGAUGACUCAGUGGAUGGAAAUACUACGAGCCAUAAUGGACAAAGAUGUUCCUGCUGAGACUUUGGAUGUGGAUGAAGAUGACCGUCCUGUGUUACCAUGGUGGAAGUGUAAGAAAUGGGCAUUGCGUGUCAUCACACGACUGUUCAAGAGGUAUGGAAGCCCUGGCAAUGUCACAAAGGAGUAUACUGAGUUUGCAGACUACUUCUUGAAGACUUAUGCAGUGGGUAUACAGCAAGUCUUGCUGAAGGUGGUCGACCAACACCGACAAAAGCAGUACAUUGCUCCUCGCGUUUUGCAGCAGUGUCUCAACUAUCUCAACCAGGGCAUCUCUCACUCACUGACGUGGAAACAGAUGAAGCCGCACAUGCAGACUAUUUGUCAGGAAGUGAUCUUCCCUCUCAUGUGUUACAAAGAAGAGGAUGAGAGGCUGUGGCAGGAAGACCCAUUUGAAUACAUCCACAUGAAGUUUAACCUCUAUGACGAUCACGCCCUUCCAACCACUGCUGCCCAGAGCCUUUUGUGUAAUGCUGCACGGAAGAGAAAGGGGGUUAUGCCUCAAAUGAUGGAGUUCUGUCAUCAAAUACUGAUGGAUCCCACAUGUGACUCUCACAGGAAGGACGGGGCAUUGCAUUGCAUUGGUGCGCUAGCUGAGCUACUGCUUAAGAAGCAGAUUUACGUGGAGCAGAUGGAGUUGCUGCUUCAAAACUUUGUCUUCCCUUUGCUCAACUCUCCGUUGGGUUACUUACGAGCGAGGUCAUGCUGGGUCCUGCACUGCUUCGGCCAGCUCACCUUCCGCAACGUGAUGGCUCUGAGGAAUGCGGUGGAGUUGGUGAAAAAAGACCUGGUUGAUGACAAUGAGAUGCCUGUCAAGGUGGAGGCAGCCAUUGCAUUACAAACCUUGGUCAGCAAUCAAAAAGAAGCAAAGCUGUAUAUCCGGCCGUUCAUCCGACCGGUUAUGCAAGAGCUGCUGCAUGUGGUCAAAGAGACUGAAAACGACGAUUUGACAAAUGUCAUUCAAAAGAUGAUCUGCGAGUACAACGAAGAAGUUGCAGCAAUUGCUGUUGACAUGACACAGAGCCUGGCAGAGAUCUUUACCAGGGUCCUUCAGAGUGAGGAAUACGAGGAGAAUGAAGACAAGACUGUCAUGGCCCUUGGUGUCCUUAGCACCAUCGACACCAUUCUUACAGUAAUGGAGGAUCACAAAGAGGUCACUCAACAGCUGGAGGGGAUCUGUUUGCAGGUGAUCGGUCUGGUGUUGCAGAAGCCAAUCAUAGGUAUGGCAGAGUUCUAUGAGGAGAUCCUGUCUCUGGCAUUCGGACUUACAUGCCAAACCAUCUCCCCCCAGAUGUGGCAGCUCCUGAGUGUCUUGUAUGAAGUCUUUCAGCAUGACUGCUUUGACUACUUCACUGAUAUGUUGCCACUUUUGCACAACUAUGUGACUGUGGACACGGAUGUCUUCCUGUCCAAUCCCAAGCAUGUGGAGAUCAUCUACAGCAUGUGCAAAAAGGUGCUGAUUACAGAUUCAGGUGAGGAUGCAGAAUGUCACGCUGCCAAACUAUUGGAGGUGAUCAUCCUGCAGUGCAAAGGCAGGGGAAUUGAUCAGUGCAUUCCUCUGUUUUUGGAGGCAGUCCUGGAGCGUUUGAUGCGAGGCGUCAAAUCCAACGAGCUAAGAAUCAUGUGCUUGGAGGUGGCUAUUGCUGCUCUUUACUACAACCCUGCGCUGCUCAUGCACACUUUGGACAACACACACUUCCCCCAAAACUCGCAGCCCAUCACCGCCCACUUCAUCAACCAGUGGAUGAAUGACACAGAAUUCUUCAUCGGACUCCAUGACCGUAAGAUGUGCAUCAUCGGCCUGACUGUGCUGAUGGAGCUUCCGAGCCGACCGGCGGCGCUGGAAGGAGUCGCCAAUCAGAUUAUUCCUUCUAUAUUGCUGCUCUUCUUGGGCCUCAAACACCUUUACACCUCUCGUCACGUUAAUAAACCAGACCAGCUGGCACACAACAGGACUUUGGCUGAAGAGAAAAAUGAGGAGAUCCCCAGUGAUGAAGAUGAGGCGAAUGAGAGCAGCAACACGAUGCAGCAACAGUCCAGUACGCCAAUGGGCCUGGAAGAUGGGAAUAAUGACGAAGACUAUUGGGACGAUGACGAUGAUGAUGAUUCCUUUGAGGGAACACCUCUAGAAGAGUACAGCACGCCUAUUGAUUACGACAACGGAGAAGAUGAAUAUCAGUUCUUUGCGUCUGCGCUGCUCAGGGUCCAGAGUAAUGAUGCCACUUGGUACCAGUGUUUGACAGCCCCCCUUAGUGAUGACCAGAAGGCACAGCUGCAGGAGAUCUACAACAUCUCACAACAGAGGAGGAGCAAUGCGGCCAAAGGCCAGUGAGCUGCAGCACUGUAAGUUCCUCAGAAUUAGGAAGCUGGUCUGACUGAUCAAUCUGAUUGCAUCCGAAUUUGACCUUUGACCCAUGGGACGUCAUCUGGGAUGUGGUGCGAUCACUGCUGGAACAUCCACAAGGACAGACUGUGCGUGGCUGCGUAUUCAUUUUUGUUGUAAUAUACUGUAUGUUAUUCUAACAUUUCAAAAAAUGUAAUUUCACAGUGCAGUUCAUUAACUGUGUGAGUGUUCUUCAAGAAUGAAACUUGUGCGAUGAAUAACGUGUUUGCAUGAUCUGUAUUAUAAUAAUCUGUCAUCGUUGCUGUAGCAAAGCAUUUCUUGUCAUCUCAUGAAGUUUGUAAACGACACACUGGCAUACUGUAAUCAAAUCAAAGCAGUGUUUUGACUUUGUAGCUGUGCCUGGAAUAUUUUCUUUUGUUUACUGAAAAUGAUAAAAGUUGCUCUAAGAUUUCA